Molecule: messenger RNA, 1584 nt
Organism: Marchantia polymorpha subsp. ruderalis
Lineage: Eukaryota; Viridiplantae; Streptophyta; Marchantiopsida; Marchantiales; Marchantiaceae
Source: the annotation of a GenBank genome assembly
ACGCUCGCAGAGACCAGCGUUCGAACGAUCAGGAGACGAUAUUCGAUCCUCUGCAAACGCAGGAACCAGAGAGCGAGUGCAAGCAGGCGUGUCCCGCAUUGACCAGAAUCCAUGAAAAUUCUCACAGGGUUUUCUUUCGACCCCGCGCUGCAAUGCGUUUGGAAGCCCGGCGGUCUUGCGGUAGAAAGUGCCCGAUUGCUCACGUCGGGAAGGCCAUUUUUUUCAGGACUGCGGAGUGCACGAUUUUCCGCUGACGUUCUGUCUUCUUCAAAUUUUAGGACAUCGAGCUGCCCGGGUGCAGAGCGCAUUGCGCUAGACAGAGGUAGAGGCAAGGAUUUUGGAGCGGUGUCCUUGAAUGUCAGUGGUAGCGUACCGAAAGAAGAUGAACACGAAGAGGAAGAAGAAGUGGGCAAUCCUGAUCAACUGGAGAGGCGCCUCGUGUCUGGAGAAAGAGUUCUUCAAAUUAGCAAAGCAGAUUUUACUGUCAGUUCCGUGUUGGACAAAAUCAGACGUGGUAGAUUAGAUCUACGACCAUCUUAUCAGCGUGAUUAUGUUUGGGACAAAAGAACUGCCAGUAAACUAAUCGAAUCGGUGCUGUUGAAUAUACCACUCCCAACCAUGUUCUUCCACGAGAGGAGCCAAGGUCUGUUGGAGGUUGUCGAUGGGAAACAGCGUCUGACAAGUAUCUGGUGCUUUAUGGAAGACCAGAGAUUUCCGGAUGGAUCAGAUUUUGCUUUGACUGGACUUGAAGUUCUUGACGAGCUGAAUGGGAAGAAAUACACGGAUCUCGAAGAAUCUUUGAGGGAGGUUAUGCAAGACUUUGCACUCAAUGUCCACACGAUAUCUCGACAUUCAGAUGAUGAAGUUGUGUUUGAGGUGUUUGAGCGGCUUAAUAUGGGCUCCACGCAGCUCAAUGAGCAGGAGCUUAGGAAUUGUGUCUUCCAAGGCAGGUAUAAUGAUCUUUUGGAAGAAUUGGUUCUUCACCCAGACAUGCUUCGUGCUUUUCGCCAGGAAAUUCCUCACAAAAGGAUGCGAGACAGGGAGUUUAUACUAAGGUUCUUUGCUAUGAGGAGAAGUGGAAUUGAGAAUUUUUAUCUACCUGUAAAAAAUUGGCUGAACAAUGAGAUGAGAAGACAUCAGUUUCUCGAGGAAGAAGAUUUUAAGGUGAUGAAAUUCGACUUCCAGCGAUGCAUCAGACUCUCCGUCAAUGUGUUUGGUGAUCAAGUCUUCCGAUUGCCUCGUGGACUGAAAUAUGACUCCGAUCCGAAUGUGUGCUUGUGGGACACAAUUAUGUUUGGGUUUUUGAGGUACCGAGAUGAUGCGAGCGUUUUGAGUAAGAAGAAGUUGCUCGUUUUGGCCCUCAAUGACCUCCUUAUCUAUAACACUGAAUUCAAGAGCAACUUAGUUUCUACUCCAAAAGCCCUGAAACUGCGUACUACAAAAUGGUUACUUGUUUUGAGAGAACUUUUAGGACCGUCAUAGUGUACAAUAUUUGUAAUGGUUUCACAAUUGAUAUAAGAAAUAUCUUCGAUUUUUGUAGUUGUAUGGUGUCAAGAAUGGUAGCCAAUGUCCAUCUGGCUAGGG